AUGGUCAGUCUUUACAAUGAUGUAGCAACUGCAUGCAAGGAAGUGCUGAAUUAUAUUCUUAUUUACUCUAGUCAACAGUAUCAAGAUAAACCGUGUACAAAUGAAAUGAAUGCUUCGUUUGACUCUUUGUCCAUUGAUUGUAUUCGCCAGUGGAAGGCUUUUAUUGACGAAAGUUUGGAUAACCGAAUAAGAGUCUUUGUCGUGCCUGUGGAAAAAUAUCUUGCUCCGGGAUUAGUUACAAUGGCUCAAUGUGUCACACUGACUCAGGAACAAGUAUCAUUUACUCGAUCGUACACGAGAGUAGACCCCAGCAAUAUAAUGGAAAUUGAUGAUGUUACCGCCCUGUUCAAGACAAAACACCAGGGAAAGAAAUCCGUACAAGACACUGAAGAUGACAUCUUUCAUUCCAUGACCAAAACCUUACACAAUAACAAUGCCGAAAACGAAAUAGAGCUUCAUCAAGUCAAUGAUUGUCCAGCCGACAACCAUUGCUCACUUUUUACCACAAGACAUACGCAAAAUCAGCUUUUAAGUUUGAUAGGAGGUCAGAAGUCUAUUUGGUUUUAUGAUGGUGAUUCAGGACGAGAAUAUGAAAAAGAAAGACAAGUCGAAAAUGGUUACCAAUUUAGGGCACUAUCGUAUGUAUCAACCUCAAUCGCACUAUUCGCAAAAAUGGACAAGGUUCAAGAGGUAGAAGACCAGAAUGCUGCUAUGAAUAUUGUCAUGAUAGGUUACGAACGACUUGUAUUCCACCAGACUUUGAAACAAUUUGAAAAAUCCACUUCUUAUCCCGGAGGUUUGAAGAUGUGA
Messenger RNA from Halteromyces radiatus, 810 nucleotides. RefSeq lists its product as uncharacterized. NCBI's taxonomy places the organism in Eukaryota, Fungi, Mucoromycota, Mucoromycetes, Mucorales, Cunninghamellaceae. The transcript is spliced from 7 exons. The record is from RefSeq and is a predicted model, not a curated record. The coding region runs from base 1 to 810 and encodes 269 amino acids.